AUGAUAGUUUUUGAUUAUGGGAUUCAAACAGGAGAUGAUGAAGAUAUUCCUGAUUAUGCAUUACGCGAUCUAUUUGACGAAGGAAUACAACCAGAACAAAAUAAACAAUUAGUGCCAAAACCACUCACCUAUGAAGAAUCAUUAGCGGAUGGUUUUAGAGGGUAUAAAACUAAGAAACAAAUGUAUGUUGAUCCUCAAUAUUUACCUCCAGAACAACAAGAUUUGCCUCCAGAAUAUGAUUAUGAUGAAGUUCCCGACUAUGCUUUGGAUGAAGAAGAUAGAAUUAAUACGAUAUUGAAAGAACUGGAAAUCACAGAUUAUGAUUAUGUUGAAAAAAUAGUAAAUGAACCUGAAAUGACAACCCAAAAGAUAAGUACUUUUCUUAAUAAUAAGGUACUAAGCUUGCAAAGUUCCGGAGAAAUCAGUUAA
Molecule: messenger RNA, 429 nt
Organism: Porites lobata
Lineage: Eukaryota; Metazoa; Cnidaria; Anthozoa; Scleractinia; Poritidae
Source: the annotation of a GenBank genome assembly